This is a messenger RNA of Oryza sativa Japonica Group (Japanese rice), 890 nucleotides long. Its product is annotated as zinc finger protein ZAT8. Lineage: Eukaryota; Viridiplantae; Streptophyta; Magnoliopsida; Poales; Poaceae. The record is from RefSeq and is a predicted model, not a curated record.
ACGAGUACGUCCGCCAACGUGAAGGGAAUUUUUAGCUCGUCAUUAAGAGCGAAAGAAAGUUACUUGGAAUUCUUUGGUUUGUUGUAAUGACAAUCACGAGAGAAGAAGCGGAGAGCAAGGAGAUGGAGAGCCUACGGGUGCACGCCAGCGCGCUGCUCUCGCUGUCGUCGCCUGCAGCGUCGGCGUCGCAGCCGACGUCGUCGUCGUCGACGACGGAGGGGGUGUUCGAGUGCAAGACGUGCAGCAAGCGGUUCCCGUCGUUCCAGGCGCUGGGCGGGCACCGGACGAGCCACACGCGGCUGCAGGCGAAGCUGCUGAGCGACCCCGCCGCGGCGGCGGCGGCGGCGGCCGAGAGGGACAGGGCACGCGUCCACGAGUGCGCCGUGUGCGGGGUCGAGUUCUCCAUGGGGCAGGCGCUCGGCGGCCACAUGCGCCGGCACAGGGGCGAGACGGGCACGACGACCGUCGUGCUCGCGGACGCCGACGACUCGGGCGGCGCCACCGUGCCGCAGCCGCCGGAGCCCAUGCCGGACCUGAACUACCCGCCGCUGGAGGACGCCGGCGACGGCUCGGAGCCUGAGUUACUUAACCUUCUUGUAUAAGUUGCAUCGAUAGAUAUACAUGUGAAUUGAAUUGGCGUCUGUACAUAGAUAUGGUGGAUGGAUUCUUUACCAAAUUUGAUCGAAAAAAAGAACUAAAUUUUGGAGCGUGAUGAUCAUAGCAUGUAAGUUGUAACAAAUGAUUGUUAACUGUAAGAUAGGAAUUCUAUUCAUUUGUUCUCUUCUGUACAAAAUUACAAAUAGGUUGAUUAAUUAGUUGGUCGGUUGUGGUUGAUUCUUUGUAAAAUACCAAUUUACUAGUAUAAAUAUACUGACAGCUUAUUGUUUCAA